AUGAGCAAGAAAGAUAUCGCUACGAAGCAACUUUUCGAAGUCGUCAAAAACAACAAAUCUGACGAGGUCGCAAAUGUCCUCAAAAACCCCGAUGUCGACGUCAAAGCUUUUCGACAUGGCCGGACUGCUUUGCAUUACGCCGCCAUGCGGGGUGAUCUCAGAAUCAUCGAGCAGCUAAUUUCCGCCGGCGCAAAUGUCAAUGCAAAGUCAGAAAAAGACUUCAACGAAUCGAUUGUGCACUGCGCUGCUGUUCAUCCUUUUCCUCUCAAAGUCUUCGAAGUUCUUGAAAAGCACGGAGCAAACUUUCUCGUCCAAGACAGCGAAGGGGCCAAUCCACUUCAUCUCCUCGUCGGUUUCGACAGCGUUUUCAACAAAUAUGCCAAAGCAACUUCAUGGGAAAACCUCAAACCCGCGAUCGAAUUUCUUGUGAAGAAAGGAAUGGAUCCAGCGGAAAAAGGAUGUUCUUCAGGAACCAGCGCGAUCGAAGCAGCAAAUUUGAGCAAAAAACUUAGCGACUCAGUAAAGCAAGAAGUCGUCGAUUUCAUGAGACAAGCCUCGAGUUCCUUCGAAGCAAAAUGGCUCCAAUCAAAGUUGCCAAAACCGACGCAGCCACGAGAGCAGAUAUUUCAAAUUGUACAGCAAGCCGACCCACUUCCAAUUUUACAGACUUACCUCAGAGAUCAUGACAUUUCCCAAGCAGUGAACGAAAAGCUAGAAAACCCUCUGCACUGCCUGUUUCGCCCAGAAUCAAAUUGUAAAGAAAUCAGAAAGAUUGGCGAAACCCUCGGCUUACUUCUCAACGCUGAUGUCUCUCCUUCCGACAAGAAUUUGUGGGGAAGAACAACGAUGGAUUACAUCCAGCACUAUUCUCAAAUCGGGGAUGAAAUGAAAAAACAGAUUAUUGAACAACUUGUGAGAGACAAGGAGCUGGGAGAUAAGCUUUUACAAGCUGCUGCCAAAAAUGAUACAAAACAACUCAGAAUCCUGCUUGAUCGAAAAUCGAGAACUGGCACUGCAAGAGCUAAUUAUCACAAAAAUGGUCGCCGUGCGAUUCACAUGAUUGCCCUGAAUGGGAGCGCUACUUCGCUGGAGCUGCUGCUGAGUAAGGGAGCGAGGCCGGAUAGAGUUGCUUUUGGGGACUAUUCGGAGACUCCUGUUCAUUGUGCUUGUAUCAAUCCGAAGCCGAGGGUGAUGCUGGAAGCGCUGGAAAGAUAUGGAGCGAAUAUGAAGGUUCUUGAUGCGGCUGGUAAUUCUGCGCUGGACAUUUUGGUUGGUGGCGAGACUUGCUUCGAGAUGGAAACCAAAUGUCUCGAAAAAGAAGACCUCCUGCAAGCAAUUGAAUUUCUCAUGGAAAACGGCGUCACGCCUAAAGAUGAUCUCGUCAUCGACAAAGAAGAGCGAAUGUCAAGAGAAACAAGGGAACAUGUCAAAGAGCUAAUAAAUCGUCGAAAAUCACAGCAAUGGAUGGCAAGAAUCGACUCCGAAAUCAAAGAAAUUCGCGAUACAAGGUCAAUUAUCCAGACCAAAGUUCUCACAAUCGAAGCUGUUCUGGAAGAUCACAACUUGGAUUUCUCGUCUCCCGCCGCCAAUUCAACCCCAAAGAAGCCAACUCAAAACGGUCUCGCAGCAUCUAUCAAUACCGAAGACCUCAAAAAGCAAGUCCAAGAAGAAAUUCAAAAAGUUAGAGAAGAAUUCAAGCAGCAAUCCGGCGGAGGAGGAAAUAUUAAAAAUGAUGACUUUAAUCAACUCUUGCUCAAAACAGAAACGGCCAAAAUCGAAAAUUUCAAUGCAAUCGAAGAAAUUAAGGAAAAGCUGAUUUCCGAAGUCAAGAUGUUGCGAGAAGAUCUGUUUACUUGUCAAAGAGGGCUGGAAGAAGAAAGAGAAAGAUUGGAUGAGGAGAAAAUGAGUCGACUGGAGCUUGAAGGAGAAAUCAGCGAGCUGAAGCGACAAGUAAAAAGCGGCGCAAUUUCUUCUGAUGAGAAGAAAAAUAAUCAAUCAGGGCUUGAAAAUGUGGGCGAAGAUUCUGCGCUUGAGGAAGUUUUGCCACAGUUGGAUGAGCUUCAGGAGAAAUUGAUCAUGCUAGAGGAUAAGGUGGAGCAUGUGACGAAGUUUGGUGCUACUGAUGCGCCGAUGGAUGCGAUUAUUGAGCUGACAGCGAAGUUGAAGCAGGAGUUUCAGGAGUUCAAGUCGGACACGGAAGAAGUCAAACAUGUUUUGGAAAAGAUUAAAAACAAUUCAUCAUCCGUCGAACUGCGGGUCUCAACUCUCGAAGAGUCAUCAAAAUCAAAGCAAGAAGUGCUCGACAGAAUCGUUGGAAUCGUCGAGAAAAAUGAAGCUCAAUGCGAAUCACAAUCCUCCAAACUCCAGCUCCUCGAAGACACUAUCCGCAAAACGCGUGAAGAAAUCGCCUCUGGCGCAGGCGGAUCUACUGCAGGUGGGAACACUUCUAUGUCUUCCGAUCCAGAGUUGAUGAAAAAAUUGGAUGAAAAAAUCGACCAAGUCAAAUCGAUUUCCUGCUCUCUCAUCGAAGCUUCUUCUGAAAAAGCAGCGGAAGAACUGAUGACUGUUCAAGAAAAUCUUCACGAAAUGAUCAUGGCUGUCGAAGAAAAAGUCAUGGAUGCUUCCUUCAAUGCAUCUCAGUCCCCAAGUGCAGCGCAAGCGGACACAAUGAGUCUUGGCGGAGGUGUCUCUUCUGAACUUCUCAACCAGCAGCUUGCAGAAGUUCGAGUGGACAAAGACAUGAUCAUUCAACGAUUAAAUGUGGCGGAGACUGCGCGAUUCGAGCUCCAAAAAGGUGUCGAUGCAAUGCGAGAAAGAGUAGCCCAACACAAAGACCACAGUGACGCGAUUUUCGACUAUCAAAAGAAAGAAAUCUCCGACUUGCGCAUCGAGUUCGAGGGCUUUCGCGAGCAUGAAAACACGAAACGCCAGGUAACGGAAGAAAAAGAAGCCAAAGUCGAUGAGCAAUUGAAAAAUCUAACUUCGGAGUCGUCAAAAUUUCAUUCUGAACUUUGCGAAGUGCAAGAAAAGGAUGAAAAUACGAAGAAAUCGAUUUCUAAGCUCAGCGAAAAGAUUUCGAGCAUCGAUGAAGAAGUUAUCAAACUGGCUGAUGAUAGAAAUCAUAAUGUCGCUUCUUUGGAGGCGCUGAAAAAUUCGAUUCUAGAGCUGGAGAAAUUAAUGAGUGAGCAGAUGUCAGCUGAUAUAGAACAAUCGCAAAAAACCGAAAUCAAACUGAGCGAACUCCUUCAAUUCCAGCAAACCGCUGCUCCGAACCUUCAACUUCUCACCGAAGAUCGCGAAAAAACUCAAAUCGCGAUUGAAAGCAUCCAGGCUUCUGUCAAAGCGCUUACCGACGCUGUCAACAAUGAUGCUCAACUUGAUACCAUCAGCGCCGCUGUCCUCGAGCUGUCGGACAAAUUGGCGAAGCAGGGAGAGCGAAUUGUUGGCCAGGACAAGACAAUUGCUGUGGCAGAGCAUCGGAUCAAGCAAACUUCGACGGAGAUCGAUGACAAAAUGGAGAAAUACUCAAACGUCAUCGAUGAAGUAAAAGACUCCUCGACCAAACUUCUCGAAGAAAUCGCAGAAAUACGCGCGAAUCUUUCAUCUUCUGAAGAUUCUCAAAAAUCCCUUCUUGAUGAAUAUGCGGAAAAGCUUCAAGCAGAAAUUCUAGCGUCAAAAGACUUUCUCGUGAAAAAGCAAAACACGGAGACGAAAGAAAUCGCAAAGCAAAUUUUCAAAAUGGACAAAGAUUUUAAGAUCGCUGCGGAAGUGGGGAAAACAAACGAAGAAUCCAUUGCGAAUUUAAGGGGGAAAGUUGAGCUGGUCAAGGAUGCGGAGGACAAUAUCAAAAAGAGCAUUUUGCUGGUGGAGGAAAAGAUAACUGGCGAUACCGCUAGAAUGAACCAGCUUGAGAGCUCUAUUUCUUCACUCAAGACCCAACUAAACGCCCAACAAACCGCUGCUCUGGACGGCGAGUCCGUCGCCCAACAAGUCGCUCAAGAACGCGACCGAAUCGCAGCCGAACUUGAGCGCGCUCAAAAAGCUCAAGCCGAGCUCAUCUCCGAGCGUGAACAAACCAAGCGAGCUCUGAAAUCUCUCGAAGAAAAACUCGAGGCUCAGGAAAAGAAGAUGGAAAAGAUGGAUGAUUUUGUUUCGGACACGAAGGUGCAGAAAAUUGUCGGCGAUGGGUUGAGUGAGGAAGCAGAAAAAGCCUCGAAAAUGGCGGAAAAUCUCAUCCAACGCGAAGAAUCGACCAAAUCCGAACUCGAAGCUAAGAUCAAAAAGCUCUCUCAAGAAAUCGACUCGACUCAGUCAAAGCUGCAGAAAGACGUAGAAAUGCUGAUAGAGUCAAAAUCAAAGGCACAAAGAGGCCUGGACGAUCUCAAGUUUGAGCUGGAGCAGAAAAUGCUUGAGAUAAAAGAGUCGCAAAGCAAUCAGCAAAAUCAGGGCGGAAUGAGUUUGAAGGAUGAGCUUGGUGGCGUUGCUGGAAAAACUGAUAUCGUCAAACAAGUCGAAAACGCCGAGAAACUAGCAAAAAUAGAAGCAGAACUGAUCCGGCUGAAGGGCGAAGUCCAGCUCGCGAAUACAAAAACUCAACAAGCUACUCAACGAUCUACCUCAAUCGAAAACGACCUCUCAGACUUGCUCGUGGCCAAAGAUAAAACUACGAUGAAAAUAAACGCUGCGGAAACAGAAACAAUCGAGCUCCGAGGCAAAUUUGAAGCAAUGGAAAGACUCAAUCAGUCUCAAGCUUCGAAAAUCGAACGUUUGGAAAAACAACUCCGAGCUACAAAUGAAGAUCUCGCCUCAAUGGUCACCACUCUCGAAGAAAAAACGCUUCAAUUAAACAAGGAGCGACGCGAAAAUGAAGCAAAUGUGAAUUACAUGGAGCGCAUGAAAGUCGACCUGGAAAUGAAAAUGGAAGCUCGAGAAGACGAGCUCCGACGCGCUUUCUUCGGCGAAAUUCAAAAGGCACUUUUGGAGCACGACACGAGCCAGGGCGAGCGGCUGAUUCAGAUCGAGCGUCAACUUGAGCGACAGAAUAACGAAUUCAUGAUGGUUCAGCAAAUGAAUGAUGCGAACAACAUGCAACACGAAGAAGCACGACGUCAAGCGAUGAAAGCUGUGAAGGCGAAGCUUGACGAAAUUCAACGAAAAAGCAGGGGGCAAAUGGCGGUGGUCAACGAGCUGGCCCUCGGAGUCCAGGAGCUCCAGGAACUCCAAGAACGAAACGUCCGCGGCGGCCUUUCCCACAAACUCGGUGACGCCGUGGCCGGGCUAUUCUCAAACGACCGACCGGGCUCACCGACUGGUUCUGUUCGCUCUACCUCGACAACUGCCACUUGGUGGCGACGAUAA
Messenger RNA from Oikopleura dioica, 5358 nucleotides. Lineage: Eukaryota; Metazoa; Chordata; Appendicularia; Copelata; Oikopleuridae. The record is from the annotation of a GenBank genome assembly.